Messenger RNA from Ectocarpus siliculosus, 609 nucleotides. The record is from the annotation of a GenBank genome assembly. Lineage: Eukaryota; Phaeophyceae; Ectocarpales; Ectocarpaceae.
AUGCUGCGGUGCAAACAAACGCUCACGGAAACAGAAAGCUCAGCUAGGCCCGACGUAAUCCCAACCGAGGAGAUCAGCACACGGUGGAGCAGGGUUGCAACUCACCAGGAAAGGGGAGGCAGAGGUAUGGCAUCAGGGGGGUCCCGACUGCUCGUCGUCGAUCUGCCGAAGAUGGCCGCGCGCUAUGCGAGGGUGUGUCAGAGACGCCUUGUUCGGUUUGGUUUGUGAAGAGGGUUGCUCGUGCGCUUGUGGAACCACGCAUGCCACAGCAAUCGAACGACGUGAGAGCAGACGCUCCUCUUUACGUAGCGUUUUUCUCCAGGUGGGCUGCUCUCACCCUUUCUUCGCCUGGGUUGUGGGAUAGGGGAAGCAAGCAGGGGGGGGCCGUAAGCGACUGCAGGGGCAACGGGCAACGGGCAGAGACAGUGAAAACGCUUAUGCAUACGAUACACGCCUCUGUCAUUUACUUGGGGGGCUCGCUGGAGUGUUGACCUCGGCCAAUCAACGCCUGGCACAAUAGACGGACCGAGUGGCACGGCACGUGCCGGAUUGAAUUUAUUUUAGCCAAUUCCCCCCCCCCAACGCUGCACCAUUGCACCAACCCCCCAG